CUAGGACAUACUAUGAAGCACCGUGAACAAGUCGCAGCUGAUGGUUUGAACAAGUCUAUAGCUGCAUGUGAAGCUGUCGUGGAAGUGAAGUUAUGGCUGUUGUGGGAGGUAGACGGUGACGUAGAGGUAGAAGAGGUAUUCGUGGUCUGUGGGCAACAGGACUAGGAGGAGACCCAAGUCUGAAGAGACCUUAUCUCUGUCGCCAAAGAAUUAUUUCUUAUUUUUUCCUCCCAUUCUUUUUCUUAGAGAAAGACGCAAGAUGAUCUCGAACUUAUCAAUAUCAACAUGGUAAACUUAGUUAAUAUUUGGAGCACUUGGAUAUGGACAGCGACAGUAGUCUUGAACAGAUAGUGAAAAGAACAAAAGUUUCAGAAGAAGAUUAAGAUAGUACUACCAAUAAAUUUAAAUACCAUGUUCAUCUACUUGACUCAGGGGUCGGAAACAAAGGCGUAAUCAGCAAAGCAGCAAAAGAAGGACCUACAAUACGAGCUUUCUCCUCGUCUCGGUCUAAUCGGUAAAGAAGUGCCACGUCUCGCAUAGUCGUUGAGUGAAGAACCACUAUCUAAGCGUGUAUUAUUGCGCUAAUAUCGGUAACAUGAAUGUCAUUGUCAUGAGUAACCUGAACGUAGGUCGUCUCUACUCUUCGGUAGGUUUUGGAAUUGGACCCAAUAAAAAUUAAUAUGUUGGACUCAGCAUUUUCGAAUUCGACAUCUGUAGCAUGCCAUUGCCUCAUAUACCCCGUUCCCACCUGCUGCUUACGCCUAUAGAUACACAUUGACGAGAUGAUGAAUCAUCUAAAGUUUCACCUUGAGCCAGUUCUACUUACCACUGAAUCCAGGUCAUUUCACAAAAGUCGAAAGUAGUAGGAAUAGAAAACGACUACAACAACUAUGUAUCAUGCGCUCGUGACGAGCAUGAUGCUGGCUCGUUUUUCGGUUGUGAUCGCAGCUUGUAUGGUCAGCACUGCAUCUGCAGAUAGUGCUGCGACCGAUCAUCCAGGUAGCACCUCCACGCUUCUACAACUUGAAGAGGUGAGCAAACGCAGAGGGGAGCAAGAAGGACAAGAUCAUGGAGAGGAGUUCCUCGAAGAUAUCGAUAGUCCUGUUUUCAAGAAGGUCGAGAGGACAGAGACGUCGAGGAGAAGUGGGUUGAGCCGUGACAGAGGUCGCGCACAUGGCACAACCUUGCAACUCUUGCUACAACAGAAUGAUAAGAAGAUUGAUCACGAGCUUACCAUUCUGGGUUUGGGGUGGAUUGCUUAUGUGAGUCUGGUUUGCGCGCUAGGUUGUCUUGGAGGCUGCUGCCAUGGAUUUUUCUUGUCCUACAAGCAGACGAAGUUGUCCUCGGUGCCUGCACACUUGUCUCCUGUUCGCGGACGCGCGGGAGGCGAUGCUGGGACAGCUUCCAGCUCAAGAGAAUUCUUCUCGAGGAGGACAGCUUGAGGAGGAGAAAAGGGAAGAGAUUUUGUAGCGAGGUGGACAGGAGCCUGAGGAGGAGAAAACGGAUCAUUCGUGUCCACCAUAGCUCCACCAAAGUCAAAGAAAUGUCAAGAAAACGACGUCGAUAAAGUCCACCCCUAGACGUCACCUCCACUUUCAAAAAAAACCCGAUUUUUAUACCUCCAGAGAACGAAG
Molecule: messenger RNA, 1634 nt
Organism: Amoebophrya sp. A25
Lineage: Eukaryota; Dinophyceae; Syndiniales; Amoebophryaceae
Source: the annotation of a GenBank genome assembly